Messenger RNA from Zymoseptoria tritici IPO323, 631 nucleotides. RefSeq lists its product as uncharacterized. Gene Ontology annotation, biological process: dolichol-linked oligosaccharide biosynthetic process. Gene Ontology annotation, molecular function: hexosyltransferase activity. The record is from RefSeq and is a predicted model, not a curated record. Gene Ontology annotation, cellular component: extrinsic component of endoplasmic reticulum membrane; UDP-N-acetylglucosamine transferase complex. NCBI's taxonomy places the organism in Eukaryota, Fungi, Ascomycota, Dothideomycetes, Mycosphaerellales, Mycosphaerellaceae. The transcript has 2 exons. The coding region runs from base 1 to 588 and encodes 195 amino acids.
AUGACUACAACAUCAGGCAAGACUUGCUUUGUCACAAUCGGCGCGACAGCUUCCUUUGUCGGUCUCAUCAAAGCCGCACUCGCACCGGAUUUCUUGGCUGCGUUGAAGUCGCAUGGCUACACACAUUUACUUGUCCAGUACGGUCAAGAUGGCAAAGCGCUCUUCGACUCCUGCAUUGGAUCGCUAGAUCAAAUCGACAUUCACAUCAGCGGCUUUGACUUGGACAAGGCUGGACUUGCGGAGUACAUGCUUCAAGCCAAGGGCGAAAGGAAUACUGGCCGUCAAGAAGGAGUGGUAGUCAGUCACGCUGGCUCCGGCACGAUUUUGGAUGCUCUUCGCAUCUCUGUGCCGAUCAUCGUAGUUCCAAAUUCCGAGCUGCUGGACAAUCAUCAAGUCGAGCUCGCUGAAGCGCUUGCCGAGCAGGAAUAUGUCGUGCAUGGUAGCCUCCAUGCGCUCGGCCAAGCCUUAAACGAGGCAGCACAGUUGGGCAAGAAGAGCAAAUCCUGGCCACCACCUAACAGCGGGUUUCAUAGAGAAGCUCGAGGCCUGAAAGGCGUGCUAGACGAUGAAAUGGGCUUUCUGGAUUGAGCCUGUCCAUCGCUUGGAGACAACUCACGACCUUGUCGUACCC